Pieris brassicae (large cabbage white) is the source of this 2410-nucleotide messenger RNA. RefSeq lists its product as uncharacterized. NCBI's taxonomy places the organism in Eukaryota, Metazoa, Arthropoda, Insecta, Lepidoptera, Pieridae. The record is from RefSeq and is a predicted model, not a curated record. Gene Ontology annotation, molecular function: protein binding. The coding region runs from base 98 to 1813 and encodes 571 amino acids. The transcript is spliced from 8 exons.
CGUUGAAGUCGGUACACUACGCAAUCAACGCUAGUGUAAACCUAAAAAUCUUUGCAGUGUCGUUGGUGAUAGAGUGGCGGAGUGUUAAAGUGGCAAGAUGGUGAUGUGGUUUGGGGUGUUUUUAAGCUUGUGCACGUGGUGGUGGGCGGGCGCGAGUGCGCGGUCGCUAGAUCCAAGCGCGUGCGCGGCGCGCUUUGACGUGCAGCGCGAUAAAAUCAUCCGCACGGAGGAGUCGCGAGAGAUGGGCGCGCGCUACCUCGCUGAGCUAGACGUGGGAGCACGCCCAGAGUGCUUGCGUCUCUGCUGCGAGACUGACAGCUGCGAUGUCUUCGUGUUUGAGGAAAAGAGCCCGGGCAGCUGUUAUUUAUUCGCGUGUGGACCGCCCGAAGACUUUCGGUGCAAGUUCACGGCGCAUGGCAACUUCAGCAGCGGCGUGCUGGCAAUCAGUCGCCGCCUCGCAGAGCUACAGGACCAGGAGCGUCUAGCGCCAUUGAGGCACCAACUUGCCGACUUAAGCCGCGGGCGUAGCACGUCUACCACUCCUACACCACCACUGGCGCCUCACACACCUCCUCGUCCUACUCCAACGCAUUCAUCCUUACGAGUUGCUGCUAGCUCCACGCACUGCAGCCGUUACCAGUUCGCAUGCGCCACUGGCGGUGAAUGCGUUGCAGUAUACAAUGCCUGUGAUGGUGUGCCACAAUGCGCAGAUGGCAGUGAUGAAGCACCCGAGCUCGCUUGCCCACCGGCGCCAGGUCCCCCAGUUCUUGCAACCACAGCCUCACCACCACCCACACUCACGCAAGUCCGACUCGAAUCCGAAAUAGACACCGGCGGUGAACUCAGCGUUGCAGAAGCGGCGGCGGUAGCAGAAGCGGCUGAGCUCUGGCCUCAUCGUCUAACUCAAGCUCAGCCACAACAUCACUAUAACGACGCAGUACCUGGCCCGGUGACAGGCGAUGCAGCAACAGGCCCACAUAUUUUUAGCCACACAGGCGGCUUGGUGCAGCAGUUAAGCGAGCCAGUGGCGCCAGCGCUCAGCUGGGCACGUCACUCUUGGCCUCAACCACAUCGUGCUGAACCUGAAUGGCCCCCGCAGCAGCCGGCUGCACCUCCUGGCUAUUGGCCCGACACCGAACGCAUUUGGUCUCCGCAUCGCCUUCCACCCGCCCCAGCACAGAGAGUAAUGGAGCAUAGAGACAGUGUAAUCGACAACACAAUGCCUGAGCUCCCACUAAUAUAUGGAGGAGACCGUGGCGCGGUGCUGCGGGACUCGCCCAAGAAAGGUUUUGAGCUGAUGGCGGCCGCCGAUCGCGUACCGUUUACGCCGCCGCCUUCGCUACCACCCAGAGCGAUGAUUCCAAACGCUGUGCUGCUGCCAAACGCAGCACAUCCCCUGCAGACCAUACCAAUAGAACAUUCGUCUACACCACUUGAAAACACCACCAAGAAAAAAGACAAACAACCAGAGUUAGAUAACACGAUUGCGGCUCCGAAUCAAAAUGGGAAGCUAGCUGUGCUACCAAAUGAGCAAGGGCUAUCAAAGCAGGUUAAACAGCGGGCUUCAAUUGAGCAGCAUGAAGAUAUCGGGCGGGUUGAAUUGGGGCAGCACGAGCAUUGGGCCAGUGAUGAGCACGAAGGUCUCAGCGAACACCCGCCUGCUGCGCUGAUGUUACUUGUUCUCGGCACCCUGCUAACCGCUGCGUUGGGCGCGUUGGCAGGCUGCCGGCUGCGUGCUGCAUCACGCCGGCGUCGCCAUCACAAACGGUAUGCGCUCGAUGCUGAUUACCUCGUCAACGGCAUGUACCUUUAGCCACCUAAUAUCAUGCCCACAUAUCAGUUUAAUGUGUGGAAAGGGAAACCAAAUAAUCAUCAGGUCUCUUUAGAGCAUGCACUCUUUGCCAGUUUUGUUAAGCGCGUAUACAAUUUGUAUAAACAUUACUCAGAACAUUUAAAUUAUGGAGUUGCAUAUGCUUUUUUAAUAUUGCUAGUUAAGUAAUGUUGCAAUGUUAACACGCAUACGUCGAAAUUGUGAAUUCAAUGUAAAUACUAAACAGUAAUUAAUUAUUUACUAUUAUUGAUGUAAUCCUAUUGCACACUGUAGUGUUAUUGAACUGAAAAACGAAGAUGUCUGUUUUAUACCUCUGUUGUAAUUAAUUGUUAUAAGAUUAUGUAAAUAAUGUAAAAACAAUUCUUAAACUAGGUUAUCCUGUAUAUGUGUAGAUACUUGAUAACAUUUUAAUAGGACGGAGGGUCGUAAGCCUCCCCACAAUGCGUGGUUACGGUGGACCUAACUUUUGAAAUAAAUAGGAAACGCGUACGAAGUGACCUGUUCUAGAGAUUUAAAAAUUUAUAAAAAAUAUCAAUACUAAAGUAAAUUAUGUAUUUUAGGAUUGCCUAAAACUAUAUU